Messenger RNA from Linepithema humile (Argentine ant), 3600 nucleotides. RefSeq names its product alpha-1,6-mannosyl-glycoprotein 2-beta-N-acetylglucosaminyltransferase (gene Mgat2). Gene Ontology annotation, biological process: oligosaccharide biosynthetic process; protein N-linked glycosylation. Gene Ontology annotation, molecular function: alpha-1,6-mannosylglycoprotein 2-beta-N-acetylglucosaminyltransferase activity. Lineage: Eukaryota; Metazoa; Arthropoda; Insecta; Hymenoptera; Formicidae. The record is from RefSeq and is a predicted model, not a curated record. Gene Ontology annotation, cellular component: Golgi stack; Golgi membrane.
UCAUACGGUUGUGGCUCGUGUGCCGGUGCGAACGAAUGACGACCAUGCGAGCACACGCGUGCUCUCAUCGCGCUCCGUCUUCGUGAAUGAAUUUUUACCGCAUUUCUCAUCGCGAGAGCGAGUGGUGUGUUUGUGCAUGUGGCCGACGCAACGUCACCUGUCAUCGGCAUCUUUCGCCGCGCGCUGGAUGACGACCGCCGAUCUGCCACCGGAACAGAAUCUCCCCGGAGAUUCCGAAACAGAAGCUGCGCCCGGAAUAGUUCAUCGUGCCGGGCGAGCCGCGCGACGACUGCACUAUAUUUCGUGAAAAUGAAGGGCAAGACAAUGCGUCAUUCUUCUUCAUCGAGGAAUUUCUGGAUAGCACCUCGCUUAUGCGUAUUACACGGUGACAAUUCGAUCGAAAUAUGUGUAAUCAAUAUGCCAGACACUCUGUCAUCUACAAUAGACAUCUGCGCUAUCAUCGUGUCUGACAAACAGUAACGCGCAACAUGAUAAUUAGACGAUAUUCAUGCACAUAUAUUUGCGUAUCGUUUAGCGAAAUUGGACGAUCUCCUAGGAAUAAUGAAAGGAAAAGUACACGACUCGACCAUACAAGGUUUCGCGAAGCAGUACUCCGGCUAUACAUUAUAUACCAGGAAAAAGUCGGGAGGAACGACAGUUGUUGGAGGGUCGAGAUCGAGUCGUGGGAUUUUAUUGAGAACUCUCGUGUUCGUCUUCCUGGCUACGUUCCUCUGGCUUCAGCUCCACGUGAUCAGUUUGACGGGUCGAAAUGACGGUGGUCAAUCAUCAUCGAACGAGACCCUUUUCUCCCUCGUGCCUCAAGAGUUGCACAGAUUUCUUAAGGAGGGCCGUAAUUCGUCCGCGAGCUUGACAAAUGCCAGUUCGGGAACGCUCACGGAGUUGGAGAUCGCGGAAAUCCGGCGUAAGAUCGAAAGGGCGAAUGCGGAGCAAAAAAUGUACAAUGAGGAGGCGUUCGGGCCGUUGGCGAGCGAUGCUCCGAUUAUAGUUAUCCAAGUACACACGCGACUCACUUAUCUGCGGCACCUUAUCGUGUCGCUGGCACAAGCGAAGGACAUCGAGCAGGCCCUUCUCGUGUUUAGCCACGACAUCUGGCAUCCGGAUAUCAAUUACCUUGUGCAGAGCGUUGAUUUCUGUCGGGUCAUGCAGAUCUUCUAUCCGCACAGUAUACAGACUCAUCCGCGCACGUUUCCCGGCGAAGGGCCCAACGAUUGUCCCCGAAAUAUUCGCAAGGAACAGGCUUUAAAUUUAAAAUGCACCAACGCCAAGCACCCGGAUUUGUACGGCCACUACAGAGAAGCUAAAUUUACGCAGACGAAGCAUCAUUGGUGGUGGAAAGCGAACAGAGUGUUCGAUCAAUUGUUAAUAACGAGAAAUCACACCGGAAUGGUGCUCUUCCUCGAGGAGGAUCACUACGUCGCCGAAGAUUUCCUGCACGUUCUCCGACUCAUGGAACGCACUUGCAAGCUCAAUUGCGAGAAGUGCAACGUUCUAUCGUUGGGUACAUAUUUAAAGACGUACAACUAUUUUACGGAUUUUAGUCGUAAGUUCCUCGGCGUCGAUAGCGCUCUGCAGAAGGAGCUGCUGCGCGGGCUUAAGCGACAGGAGGCGCCGGCGACGAUGCAAAGGCAGCUGAUCGGCGGCAUCGUCACCGUCGGCGGCGGCGGUGGUGACGGCGUUAACAACGCCGGUACUAACGCCGCCGGCAUCGGUAACGGAAGCACCGGGGGCAGAAAUGGCGGCGGCGGCGGCAACGGCGGCGGCGGCAGCGGCAUCAGUGGCAACGCUGCCGGUGGUAGCGGCGUGUCCUCCACCUACUAUCAGAACGCGAACACGGUGCAAGCGGCACCCGCGUGGACCUUCCAACUCCUGCCCAGCCUCUACAACCACUAUCAGAAGGCGGAAGUGACACCGUGGAUAUCCAGCAAGCAUAACAUGGGCAUGGCGUUCAAUCGCGUUACGUGGAACAAGCUGCGAAAAUGCGCCGCACAAUUUUGCUCGUACGACGACUACAAUUGGGAUUGGAGUUUGCAAUACAUCGCGCAAACUUGUUUGCCGCCGAGUAAGGGCGCCGGAAUAACGCCUCGCACCGAGUCUGGACUGAUUACAAUGACGAUGAGAGCUCCGAGAGUCUUCCAUAUCGGGGAAUGCGGAGUGCACCAUAAGAAAAACAACUGUGAAUCAACGGCGGUAAUAGCGAAGGUUCAAAACGUCUUGAAAUCGGCGCGCAGCCACUUAUUCCCUUCGCAGUUAACGUUAACGAUCGCCGGGACGGCAAAGAAGACGAAACUCCGGAAGGGCAACGGUGGCUGGGGAGAUGUUCGAGACCAUCAACUCUGCUGGAACAUAACGGAACAUCCAGAUCUAACCCUACCUUGAGAACUGCAAGCCUUCGCGUUGACGACAAUUGGUUUUAAUAUGAUGUUAAAUCGUGAUGGAUUCAUCGAUUAUCAGACGAUUGUUCGUUUACAUAUCGUGGAUAUUCGAGGACACUAAGAAUCUCCGUCGUUCUACGAAUCGGUUUUGAAUCGCAAUAAACGUAUUAUUAUCGCUGCCAACCACGAUCGCAAGACGAAGAUGAUUUGUAAAGCCGCUGUCACUGCCGCGGAUGGAGGAUUUCUUCUGCGAAUAGAAGCACGUGGACGAAAUGAGAGAAAAUAUCCUCAGCUGAUUCGACAGUGAGCUCAAAUCGGUGCUAUUCUAAAAAUGCAGUGCUUGCGGUAUAUUUCAUUUUUCGAUUUACCGAAUUGCGCGUCCAUCAUAUACCGACGCAAAACGAUGAAAAUAAUGAAAACUAUUUAUUUGCAGGUGCAUUAGUAAAAAAAAACAUAGGAUUUGCGCGUAAACGUACGUUUGAUUAGAACCGCGUUAAGGAAGUAUCGCGAAAAGUAUGUUAAAGGUAUAAAAAGGAAAAUUUUACUCAUUCAACAUUGCGCUGUCCAUAAAAAUAAGGUGAUAACAAUAUUGGUAAUAAAAGUAUCUUUAACUUCUCCAACAGCGUCGCUUACAAAACACGUACUCGCUGGAAGGAAAAGUAAUCUCGCUGGCUGUGCGGGAAUACAGUAGACAAGUGUUUGGUCUAAAGCUUAAUUAUAUAUCAGUAUUCUAAAGGCCUACGCGACAUGAAACAACAUGUACGUAUUUAAUUCUCAUGUCGCCGAUACUGAUAACGAUGACGAAGACGCGGACAACCAUGCUGCAAGGUCGCGAAACAAAGGCGAUAUAUAGAGGAAGACAAGGCUGUACUUUGUACUUUGUAAUUUCGCGAUGGAAUUAACAUUUCUGCUUCCCGAUUAGCUUUUAUGUGCUCUUUUUAAGGUUUAACGCGAUAACGGCGUUAAUCAGGAUCAUAAUCUCAAUCGUGAAAUGCGCUCAUUAUUCUAGUCAAUGUGUAUGAUGUAAUGCUAAAGCUGCAGGUAUUUAAUAAUCGGUCGUAAAAAGUAAGCUCGUAAAAUUAAGGAUUCACACCUAUUAUUAGUGAUACGCCAUCGAAGGCGCUAUAAUGUCAUGUAACGACCUCGGGGAUACGAACGUAAUGAAUGUCAUGUACCUUUUAUAUUUAUAAUAAUAAAACAACAGCGA